Epinephelus fuscoguttatus (brown-marbled grouper) is the source of this 2921-nucleotide messenger RNA. RefSeq lists its product as uncharacterized. Bases 1195 to 1854 code for a protein of 219 amino acids. The transcript has 6 exons. Lineage: Eukaryota; Metazoa; Chordata; Actinopteri; Perciformes; Serranidae. The record is from RefSeq and is a predicted model, not a curated record.
CUCUUGUUCUCUAACAUUUAUAACAGCUUUGUUUGGGAUUUCACUCUUACAUAAAACUCUUUAACACGUAAGCCUUCAUUAAUAAGUCGGUUCAUAGCCAUGUCGUAUCACUUAACACUAAAACUUAUCAGUCUAUGCAGAGUGGAGGACACACUGGAUGUUUAUCCUCCGAGAUUUAAGUGUAGCCUAGUAUCUUGUCAGUUUUGAUGUAAAUAUCAGGGUUUAACCGACAGGCUGAAGAUAUCUAAAACAUGUCUAAAACAUUUUCCAGCCUAGAUAACGUUAACUUUAGCUUGUUUCGCACUUUCUACAUCUGUAACGUCAACCUUACAACAUUUCUGCGGUAUUUUGUCCUUGUUGUAAGAUAAAUGGGUAUCUGCUGCUGUUAUAUUUCAACAACUUGUUAUUUCUGAGUUGUUGUUUUUUUUAAGUUAGAAAUGACGGAUAUUUUGUUAACAGAGACCCUUUUACACGGCAGACAUUUUGACAUGCCAUAGUAGGGAAAGCACAGCUGUGUUUAAUAACGUCAGUGGUGGCUGCAUUCCACUUCGGGGAGGCGCUGAAAUUGUUCAUGCUGGUUCGCUGGAACAACUCACUGGGACACUAAAUGGAACCAAGCCAUCAUUAAUGUUAUCAGCUUCCCCUGUGCUCUUCCAGCUUUGACGAUUAAAAGUGUCUGCUGUGGAAGAAGUCUAUUAAAUGACAACAUACCUCAUGAGUAUGUCUCAAUCAUUGGCCUGCUGUCAGAGCUUCACUUCAGCUGCAGUCAUUUUUUUAAAAAUUAAUAACAUGUGUGAGUACUUUUGUGAUGUUGACACUGUUGUGUAGGCUAUAUAUUGCGCAAAUGCAUUGGCUUUGGCUUUUUUGUGGACUUUUUAAGCAUAAAGACAUGAAAACUUAUUUUAAACUAAACAUGCUGAUGUAUUUAUGACGUGAACUUAGUUUAGCCACAUUGAUUUAAGAUUGAAAGCUAGUUUUGCAGGUCCAAAUGAGAAAUAAAAACAGAAUCUGUCAAUUUGCCAAGAAACAUGCCUUUUCAGCUCUGCUUAUGGAUUCCUGAUACUCAAACAAUGUGACAAGAAUCAACACCAGGAUUCAAUAUGAAACAGGACUGAUCGGCAGACUCAGAAUCAAUACAUUAAUUGGACUUAACUCCCUCCAGUGUAACAGUUUUAACCUAUUUCUGUCCACAAGAUGUCUGCUGAGCUGUACUGUGCAAGUGAACUAGGCAAAAAUAAUGCAGGUCUUCAAGGCACCACGCUGGGGGGCAGCAAACCUUUACACCGCUUCAUGAAGGGGCAACCCAAGAUUACUGGUAUCGUCGUGCUGGUCUUGGGUUCGUCCCUCUUGAUUGUUACCAUCGCAAUCAUGCCAGAUGACUAUUUUCAGUUUGUAUCGACAGCCAUGCAAUCUGAACUCGUGCUGGGAGCAAUGUUGAUCGCAUGUGGGAUUCUGUAUAUUCUGACAGAACACAACACAACCAAGAAAACCGUGACCAUAUCGUUGGCUCUGAGCAUUGUGACCGUACUAGUGACAUGCUUGACUCUCAUGUACAUGGUGCCCAGCAUUAUUAGCCACCACUUCUUCGGUGAUGUUGAACUUGUUAUGGACAAUGUGACAGCGGCUGAUUUAUCUCAGGAAUCAUAUCAGGUCAUGGGAAUAACAUUAGAACACAUCAUUCUGGUCUACACAGUUGCAGCCGGACACAUUGUCCUUGUAAUGUCGUGUCUGGCUGGGGCUGCCCUGCGUUCUUCAACGAAUAGGGCCAUUGUAGUGAUGACUGCUACACGUGCUGAACCACCAGCUGAACAAAGAGCACAAGAGGAAGGCCUGAAGUGCGAUACUGUAAACUGAGCAGAGAGAGGAAAUAUGAAGCAUAUAAGGACGUCCAUGUAUCUAGAUGUGGGCACAACAGGAUGCGUCAUUCCCAAACACAGACUAUUUACAACCAGCAUUUUUGGGUUGUUGAAUACUAUACAAUACAGAUAAUAUGUAUGUAUGUAUUGCCUUGUAAUUUCUAUGAUAUAUUACUACUGCCGGUCCCACGUGAGCACUGUAUUUCCCUCUCUUGAACACCAGGCUCAAUUGGAUGUUGGCGACGAAUAUGAUAGGCAGUUAACUGCUACUUACUCUGCAGUCUGGCGUUGGCUGACCUGUCAGCACGUUGUGUUUGCACCACAGGACAAAGGUCUGAGUGAAACCAGUGUUCCUCUGAGAUAGUUAAAGAAAACUUGUGUGGGCUCAAAAACAUCCAGAUUAAUCAAAGGCAGACUUAAACAGAGAUAAGCUGACAGGUGCUCUUGUUACAGUACCACGUUUGAUAAUGCACCCUGUAGUGAGGGCUCAUAAGUUGUUUUAUAAAAGAUUUGUAGAUUAUUUACUUAUACCUGAUUGUGCUGUUAUAUACCAUUAAUAAGAAAAACUUUUGUUAUCCUUCACCAGCAUGGCAUUAUUUGCUUUGUAUUUUUAUCUGUAAUUCACCAGUAAACGACUCUAAUGGAUGGUUUGUAUUUACUUCUGAAUUACAUAAACAGUUUUUUUCAGCAGUUUGUCUACUUACCUUUGGAAAAGUGUUGCAAAACAUCUGGACCAGAAUCCAGUAUAAGUGCAAAGUUAUUGUUUGUUAUAUAAAACUUAAUCACUAAUCAUUAAUUACAUAUUAACAUUUAUAACUCCAGAUGAGUUACAAGCUUGUACUUAUAUGAGUGAGAAAUGUUGAUUCUGUAUUGAAACAUAUUCAUUUUUAGAACUACAGGCAUGUCGACUUAGUAAAACGUGAGCAUUUAUUUUGUUUGGCAUUUAGAAGUGCAUUACUACCAAAUGGAAACACACAAAGCCAUGUUAAUCCUGAAACAUUUAAUGAGUGUUUUUUUAUUCCAACAACAGAGCGGCAACAUAUGAACAUGAAGAUAUAAUGUCAA